CCUACUCGGCGUGAGACGAACGAAGGAGGCAGCUUUCGAUUAUCUUAGCAUGUUAGCAGCCAACUUUCAAACAGUCUUUCGCACAAUUAUUGAAUUAUCUUCCCGAAGAAGUGUGCGAUUUGUUCUCUCUCCUGGUCGUAGUUGAGCGUGCACUUUGGCAGCCUUUCGUAGACGAAGAGAUGUUGCCCUUGAAGGAGAAGGACAAGGUCAUCAUCCAGAAGCUGUUGGCGUCCGGCUGCUGCGCUCGCUGCGUGCUCAGGUUCUGUUGCAUCGGAGUCCCGGAUGCCUACAGGCAGACCCGCCAGGAAACCCUCCGGCAGCUUCAAGCGUUCAUCAGCACUCCAGAGGACCGCAAAUCUUCCGAAUCCACAGUGGAGGAGGGAAACAACAAUUCCCAGAAUGCGACAGUGUCAGAACCAGAGAGUAAGAGAAGCAAACUGGAACCCGAGGAGCCGGCGCCGGAUUCGAGUGUGUGCAUGGUGUGCUUGGGCGUCCUGCAGCAUCUCAGUGAUGUCAGCCAAGCUGUACAGAUCGCAGACACCGUAAAGAAGCAACAGUACGAGGUGGACACUUUGGUGCUGUCCAUCUCGCUCCCUGCUCAGAUGUGUGUGCGCGAGCACUCGUGUUGGCUUCACGUGAAGGAGCAAGUGAGGGCCAAGUGUGGCGUGCUGGGCCGCGAUGACGUCAUCCAGGUGAAGGAGGCCCUCAGGUGGAUCAUGCAGGGCCUGCUGGCCCACGAGCUGGCCGGCGUUGCCGUGGUAGCCAAGAGUGCGCUAGAGGUCAGCGUGGGCUUCACUCACCCGGAAACGGAUGCCGACUGCCACUUCCUUGCAUCGGCUUGCCCCGACUGCUUCAAACCCACCAAGAACAAACAGUCAGUGUUUACCCGGAUGGCGGUGGUGAAAGCUCUGGAGAAGAUCCCCGACAGCAAAUUUAUGAAGCACUCGCCGUGUCCGCCGUCCCGUCCAGGCACCAGCUGCACGCCGCAGGAUGUCCAGUGUGUUCACAUGUCCGUCUUUGUGGCGGGGCGCUACAACAAGUUCUGCCGCAGCCUGCCGCAGACACCCUGGCUCAUCGAUGGCGAGCGGCGGAUGGAGUCGUCGGUAGAGGAGCUCAUCGCCACGCCCGUUCUUGCUGCCUUCAGAGCACACGGAUUUAAUUUCUCGUCGUCCGGCCGCGAAGACGUGGACGUUCGCACCCUGGGAAAUGGUCGACCAUUUGCGUUGGAACUGCUGAACCCCCACAAGAGCAAGCUGAGCGAGGAGAACAUGAAGAGCGUCCAGCAGAGCAUCAACGCAUCUUCAGACAAGAUCCGAGUCCGAGAUCUGCAGAUGGUCAGCAGGGACGCCAUGAGUCGUAUGAAGGAGGGCGAGGAGGAGAAGACCAAGUCAUACCAAGCGUUGGUGUGGACACACAAGUCCAUCCACAAAGACGACAUCGCCUUCAUCAACCACAUCAAGGACCUGAGGGUGGACCAGAAGACUCCGCUGAGGGUUCUGCACCGUCGCACUUUGGCGGUGCGCCAGCGCCUUAUCCACAGCAUGAGCGCAAACUUACUGGAUCAACACCACUUCCAGCUCAGCCUCAAGACGCAGGCCGGAACCUACAUCAAAGAAUUUGUUCAUGGAGACUUCGGGCGUACUAAACCAAACUUGUGUCAGCUGCUAGACACGCACACAGACAUACUGGAACUAGACGUACAGUCCGUAGACGUGGACUGGCCUCCCGCCCUGUCAGACUGAACUCCGCUCACACCGGCACAGUCCACACAAGUCCGGUCCGAAUAGGUCUAGUCCACACCAACAGAAUCCAAAUGGAUCUAGUCCACAGCAACAGAGUCCAAACAGAACAGAUCCAGUCCAAAUCGGUUGUUCUGACUCAUGAUAGUGCUAGAAGGUUUGUUUAUUUUGCAGGGAUUGAGUUUUUUUUUUUUUUUGUCAAAACUUUUGGUGUGGAUUAAAGAUUUAAAAAAAUAAACUAAGAAACAUUUGUGCUUCACGCCA
Phyllopteryx taeniolatus (common seadragon) is the source of this 2003-nucleotide messenger RNA. It is a transcript of the gene pus10, whose product is annotated as pseudouridine synthase 10. The transcript has 18 exons. Gene Ontology annotation, molecular function: RNA binding; pseudouridine synthase activity. Lineage: Eukaryota; Metazoa; Chordata; Actinopteri; Syngnathiformes; Syngnathidae. Bases 180 to 1742 code for a protein of 520 amino acids. Gene Ontology annotation, biological process: tRNA pseudouridine synthesis. The record is from RefSeq and is a predicted model, not a curated record.